Plutella xylostella (diamondback moth) is the source of this 1224-nucleotide messenger RNA. RefSeq names its product ciliary microtubule inner protein 2B. NCBI's taxonomy places the organism in Eukaryota, Metazoa, Arthropoda, Insecta, Lepidoptera, Plutellidae. The record is from RefSeq and is a predicted model, not a curated record.
UAAGAUGCGCGCGCAACGAAACUCACUUAGCACGCUACACCAACCCAUUUCUUUCUUGCAUCCAUCCAACCCUUGACACUACCAGUCACGAAGAGUUCGUUGCAGGCAAAGGUACUGCAGGCAGACAGCCAGGAAGAAUGACUUGUUUACGUUACAAACUAAACUCUAACAGCUGAUUCUAAAAAAUGUGGGUAGACCUCAGUGCGCGGGAACGGCAAAAUUUCAUGACACAAGCUAAUGGAUCCUUUAUUCCUGGAUAUACUGGACACUGUCCGAUGCUGAAGUUUCGAUUCGGCAAAUGCUACGGAGACAACACUCGACAGAUCUUGAGGGAAAUACGAUCUAAGGGGCUAUUCAACAAGCCACUCGAGUACCGUCCCGGAGACAACUACGAGAUCGACGCGAUGCGCGCGCGCAGGCAACCCGCGCAGAGAGACGUGUACGAAGGCGUCUACAACCGAGACCCUGUGUACAUGACCGGGUACACGGGAUAUGUGCCCGGCAUGUGCUUCAGAUACGGAAAAUCCUACGGGCGUGCGGCGGACGACUGCAUGGCCGACUUCUCCUCGGGCCAACGCGAGUCGCGGCGCCGCGCGGACCUCAACAAGAGCUACACGCGAUCCCGCAGCGCGCCCAAGAUGGAGACCGUGCACACCCGGGACGAGAUCCGCAGGGACUUGCACAAGUUCCGCGAGAUUAAUAAGUAUAAAGAAAACACUAUAUCUCCAGAGUUCCCGCCAAUAGCCGGCUACACCGGCCACAUACCGAGGAUCAAGGGGACGGAAGCGUCUCUGAGCCAGCGCUAUCACUGCGCAGCUAAACGAGGCCUAGAACUCAUACGAAUGGAGAAAGACAAGCGGAGAGAGCUGCAAUAUGCCGAUACUAACAUAAGGGCAAUAUUGAAGAACGAUAAGAAGCAUUCGUAUUGGAACUGGGGAUAGCACACGGCAAGGAAGAUGUUCUUCGGAAAAUGCCGGUGAAACGUCUUCCAUUUACAUGUUGUGUUCAAAGCCAACAUGAGAGCAACUCGGAACAUUAUUUUAUUAUGUUUGUGCGAUGAGUGAGGAAGAAUUAAUAUUUAAUAUUGAUGAUAUUGUGGCGCACCCGAAAUAAUUGCAAUGUAAAUCUACUUUAGUGUCACGGACGAAAUAGUUUGUUAAAUGACACCACUUUUCUAUCAGAAGAUCUUCGUGAGUCAAGUAAUAAAACUGAUAAAUCUAUAAA